AAUAAUAAAAAAAAAGGUUUGUUUACACGUUUAAAAGUAGAAGAAAGAAAGAGGUUAUAUAAUUCCUCGUUCUUGAAAAAGUGCAUAAUAUUGAUAGGAAGGAAGUAUAUAUACUAGUGCGGGGGGUGCGUGCGCUAUUGGGUUUAUUUUCUGUGGGUUUCAUUCUCUGUUCAUUUUUCCAACAAAGAAAAGAAAAAGGAAUGGAGAGUGAUUCUGAGAUGGUAGUAUUUCCGUUGCUGACAACGCCUAUCGAAACCAACUACAGGCCAUGCACCAUUCCCUACAGAUUCCCUUCCGAUAACCCUCAAAAGGCUACCCCUACCGAAAUUUCGUGGAUCGACCUCUUCCGCAAUUCCAUUCCCUCCUUCAAGAAACGAGCUGAGAACGAUACUACUGUGGCUGAUGCUCCAACUAAAGCUGAGAAAUUUGCUAAAAGGUAUGCACAGAUACUUGACGACUUAAAGAAAGAUCCUGAAAGCCAUGGUGGCCCACCUGAUUGUAUUCUUCUCUGCAGACUUCGGGAACAGGUUCUUAGAGAAUUGGGAUGUAGAGAUAUAUUCAAGAAAGUCAAAGAUGAAGAAAAUGCAAAGGCUAUCUCCCUCUUUCUGGAUGUAGUUCGUCUUAAUGAUAAUAUUGAAGAUGGAGGGAAGAGGCUGGAGAAUCUGAUUAGAGGAAUAUUUGCUGGAAACAUAUUUGAUCUUGGUUCUGCGCAGCUUGCUGAGGUUUUCUCAAGGGAUGGAAUGUCCUUUUUGGCUAGUUGUCAAAAUCUUGUUCCUCGACCUUGGGUCAUUGAUGACUUGGACACUUUUGAAGCAAAAUGGAGUAAGAAAUCUUGGAAAAAGGCAGUCAUUUUUGUUGAUAACUCUGGUGCAGAUGUGAUCUUGGGUAUUUUGCCAUUUGCAAGAGAGUUGCUUCGACGUGGGACCCAGGUUGUUUUGGCGGCUAACGACUUGCCUUCCAUCAAUGAUGUAACUUAUCCUGAACUGGUUGAAAUUAUAUCAAAGUUGAAGGAUGACCAUGGUAAGCUUGUUGGUGUUGAUACCUCAAAUCUUUUGAUUGCUAAUUCUGGUAACGAUUUGCCGGUUAUUGAUCUUACAAGAGUAUCACAAGAGCUCGCUUAUCUAGUGAGCGAUGCAGAACUAGUUAUUUUGGAAGGCAUGGGUCGUGGAAUAGAGACUAACCUUUAUGCCCAGUUUAAGUGCGAUUCGCUCAAGAUUGGAAUGGUGAAACAUCCGGAAGUUGCCCAGUUUCUUGGAGGACGGCUGUAUGAUUGUGUCUUUAAAUACAAUGAAGUUUUGGGUUGAUAAUGCCAUUCUUGCUUGAUUCAAUAUUGAGUGUCAGGUCGUAUGGCCUCGAAAACUUUCGUUUGAACAUCAAAAGCUCUCACUCAAUCAAUAAUGAAAUGUGAAAACUACUUACAUGCACUUGAUUUUUUAUUCUAUGCAUGUAAACUUGGAUGCUGAAUCUCUGUUGCUAUGAAUUAUUUUAGAGAAAAAAUUAAUAAUGCUGAGGCUU
Molecule: messenger RNA, 1515 nt
Organism: Durio zibethinus
Lineage: Eukaryota; Viridiplantae; Streptophyta; Magnoliopsida; Malvales; Malvaceae
Source: RefSeq, a predicted model, not a curated record